GCAGUGGUUCAGGCUUCAGCAGCCUUGGAGAAGCAUCAGCUGAGAGGAGCUAUCACAUGGGAACCGGGAGCUGCUCAGCAAAGAUCCCUUUGUGAGGAAACUGAAGUUGAGAAGAGUCACAGAGUUAGUCAUUCCCAGACCUGGGGCUAGAAACCAAAUGUUGUGCUCCUUGGGUUCAAGAACAGCCGCUGCAGUUCUGAGGAGACAAGAAAUCAGGAAAUUUACAUAAACUACUGAAAACGCAGCCACUAUCUCAGAACUCAGGAGAACCCUGGGGAAGGGAGACAAAAGAUUGAGAAAUCCCUGGAUAACAGUCCUUGAAAGGGGGGAAGGGCAUGGAGGACAGAAGAAAAGAACUGGAAAAGAAGUCAGAGACCACUCAGAAGGUGGAGCGCUGAGGGAAGGGGCUCCCAUAUCAAUCAUGUCUCCUGCUUCUUUGCAGGCACCUAGCCAGACCCCAGAGCCACCUCUGGCCAGAAAGGGAAAAUGAACUCCUGAGCCUUCAGCUGCCUGGCCUGGCGCUCUGUGUCUGGAAGAGCCCAGCCAGGCAGGCUGGCCAUAAGAGCCUGCCAGAGAGGCUCCAGCAGGAGGUGCCCACCACGAACUUGGGAAGCCUGGGCCUGGGCUCGCCAUCCCAGGGUCGCUGGACUAGGAUGGGGGAUGGGCCUGUGACAGGAGGUGCCCUGGGUGUCCUCUUUCGGCCCCAUGGAGUCCUCACCCAUCCCCCAGUCAUCAGGGAACUCUUCCAAUUUGGGGAGGGUCCCUCAAACCCCAGGCCCCUCUACGGCCAGUGGAGUCCCAGAGGUGGGACUGAGGGAUGUGGCUUCAGAAUCCGUGGCCCUCUUCUUCAUGCUCCUGCUGGAUCUGACCGCUGUGGCUGGCAACGGCGCUGUGAUGGCUGUAAUUGCUAAGACGCCUGCUCUCCGAAAAUUUGUCUUCGUCUUCCACCUCUGCCUGGUGGACCUACUGGCAGCCCUGACCCUCAUGCCUCUAGCCAUGCUCUCUAGCUCUGCCCUCUUUGACCAUGACCUCUUUGGGGAGGUCGCCUGCCGCCUCUACUUGUUUCUGAGCAUGUGCUUUGUCAGCCUGGCCAUCCUCUCAGUGUCAGCCAUCAAUGUGGAGCGCUACUAUUACGUGGUCCACCCCAUGCGCUACGAAGUGCGCAUGACACUGGGGCUGGUGGCUUCUGUGCUGGUGGGCGUGUGGGUGAAGGCCUUGGCCAUGGCUUCUGUGCCUGUGUUGGGAAGGGUCUCUUGGGAGGAAGGAGCUCCCAGCAUCCCCCCAGGCUGCUCGCUCCAAUGGAGUCGCAGUGCCUACUGCCAGCUUUUUGUGGUGGUCUUUGCUGUCCUUUACUUCUUGUUGCCUCUGCUCCUCAUCCUCGUGGUCUACUGCAGCAUGUUCCGAGUGGCUCGUGUGGCUGCCAUGCAGCAUGGGCCCCUGCCCACAUGGAUGGAGACACCCCGGCAACGUUCGGAGUCCCUCAGCAGCCGUUCCACUAUGGUCACCAGCUUGGGGGCCCCCCAGACUACCCCGCACCGGACGUUUGGGGGAGGGAAGGCAGCAGUGAUCCUCCUGGCUGUGGGGGGUCAGUUCCUGCUCUGUUGGUUGCCCUACUUCUCUUUCCACCUCUACGUUGCCCUGAGUGCUCAGCCCAUUUCAACUGGGCAGGUAGAGAGUGUGGUCACCUGGAUUGGCUACUUCUGCUUCACUUCCAACCCUUUCUUCUAUGGAUGUCUCAACCGGCAGAUCCGGGGGGAGCUCAGCAAGCAGUUUGUCUGCUUCUUCAAACCAGCUCCAGAGGAAGAACUGAGGCUGCCUAGCCGGGAGGGUUCAAUCGAGGAGAACUUCCUGCAGUUCCUUCAGGGAACUGGCUGUCCCACCGAGUCCUGGGUUUCCCGACCCCUUCCCAGCCCCAAGCAGGAACCACCUGCUGUUGACUUUCGAAUUCCAGGCCAGAUAGCUGAGGAGACUUCUGAGUUCCUAGAGCAGCAACUUACCAGCGACAUCAUCAUGUCGGACAGCUACCUCCAUCGUGCCCCCUCACCUCGGCUGGAAUCAUGAGGGGCUGCUGGACACUCAGAGGGAGAUGGAGCUGGGGGCCGGUUAUAAUUGCAAAGACCACCUUGUGGAAUUGCCAUUUACAGCUGUCUGGGGC
Molecule: messenger RNA, 2155 nt
Organism: Orycteropus afer afer
Lineage: Eukaryota; Metazoa; Chordata; Mammalia; Tubulidentata; Orycteropodidae
Source: RefSeq, a predicted model, not a curated record